Molecule: messenger RNA, 1567 nt
Organism: Dendrobium catenatum
Lineage: Eukaryota; Viridiplantae; Streptophyta; Magnoliopsida; Asparagales; Orchidaceae
Exons: 6
Coding region: 20-1324 (434 amino acids)
Cellular component (GO): chloroplast envelope; chloroplast thylakoid membrane
Source: RefSeq, a predicted model, not a curated record
AUACAAAAAAGAGCGAGAAAUGAGCAGAAGCACCUUGUUCGGUCUGGAGCUUCUCAUCCCAACAACCACAACCUUAUCAUCUCGUCAUCCUUACUUCUGCGGUGGCUUCGCUGCAUUCUUUCCAAUGCCCAUCACACCCCACUGCUCUUCUUGCGCCGCCAAAUGCUCCACGUCUAUUUCUACUUGUACUCCUAGAAGAAGAAGAAGACUACAAAACUUUCGUGCCUUGGUCCAGCCAAGUUCCAUAGCAAGUGGGACAUGUGUGGGAAAAGAUGAGGAUCAUGAUGAUGUUGAAGUUACAAAUGGGUACACAAUGACCAAAUUUUGUGAUAAGAUGAUUGAAUACUUCAUGCAAGACAAGCCUCAAACCAAGGACUGGAGGAAGGUCUUGGUGUUUAGGGAUGAUUGGAAGAAAUAUAGGGAUAGCUUCUUCAAACGGUGCCAAGUACGUGCUGAUGUUGAAAGGGAUCCAGUAAUGAAGAAAAAGUUAAACUUACUUGCUAGGAAAAUAAAGAAGUUACAGGUAGAUGAUGAAAUGGAGAUGAAUUCAUGUCUUCUCAAAGAGAUCCAGGACAAUCCCUUGGACCUCGAUGCAAUUGUUGCAAGAAGGCGCAAGGACUUCACUGGAGAUUUUUUUCAUUAUCUUAGUUUGCUUUCAGAAGCUUAUGAUGGCCUGGAAGACCGAGAUGUAAUGGCUAGAAUUGGAGCUAAAUGCUUGUCAGCAGUUCGUGUGUAUGAUAAUACAGUGGAACAUUUGGAUACGUUGGAAGCUGCUCAGUCAAAGUUUGAUGAUAUAUUAAAUUCUUCAUCCUUAGAGGUUGCAUGCGAGAAGAUAAAUCACCUAGCUAAGGUGAAGGAACUUGAUUCAUCCUUGAUUCUUUUGAUAAACAGAGCAUGGACAGCAGCAAAGGAAUCGGAAAAAAUUAAAAAUGAGGUUAAAGACAUAAUGUAUUAUAUAUACACAGAAACAAGGAAAGCCCUAAAAAAUAUGGCACCGCCAGAGAUAAAGUUACUCAAACAUUUACUGAACAUAGUUGAUCCUGAAGAACGAUUUUCAGCUCUAUCUACUUCUUUCUCUCCUGGAGAUGAACAUGAAAUGAAGGAUGCCAAUGCUGUGUACACGACACCUAAGGAGUUGCACAAAUGGAUUAAAAUGAUGCUGGAUUCCUACUAUCUGAACAAGGAGGAAACUGACUUGAUAGAAGCUCGGCAAAUGAGUGAUCCCAUGGUAAUCCAGAGGCUCUUUAUUCUAAAGGAGACGAUAGAGGAGGAAUACUUGAAAGAGCACAAAGUGACAAACGAAAAAGAACAAGAAAGAGAUUAGAAUGUACCAGCCCUUCAUCAACGGCAACUCAGAGCAAACUCAAGAAAGAUGGGACAGUAGUUGCCUCAGCUCUGUAGUCGCAACAGUAAGGUGAUCUCUCUAUUUCCAUUGAAAUUGCAUUCUCUAGAAAAUUCUAGAAUAUGCCUGGAGGCUUUGUUUGAUAAUGUUUUAAUAUGACGUGUUGCGUUUUGUUUUGUUAUGUUGGGUGGAUGCCAAUUUGAUAAAUUUACUUUUAAAUUUGUA